GCGUGCGCGCGCAUUAUUGCAGAGGGCGGAGUUCACGGCUCUAGAUGUAUGGGGAGCAGGCAACCUGUCUAUGCAGGAAACUUUUAUAUUGCACGAUUGCAUACAAACUUUUAUAUUGCACGAAGAAAAAGGUCUUUUUUUAAAGGAGAAGGCAAAUGUGCAGAGAGCGGCAAAGUUGAGAUUCAAAAUAGAUUUGGGGAAGACAUGGCUCCCAUCGCUUCUGAUUUACCUGAAGAGCAAAGAAAGCAGCUCUGUGGUUUGCUGGGGAAUGUUGACCUGACUCUUCUCUACAAAGCUUCUGUUCAUGGAUAUACUGCUUCUGCCUUUCAUCAGCGAUGUGACCGUCAGGGUCCCACAGUACUUGUAGCCUAUAACAGAUCAGGCUACAUCUUUGGUGGAUACACUAGUGUAGAUUAUACUCAAAGUGGAGAGCAAAUUACAGAUGAGGAAGCUUUCCUGUUCAGCCUUCGACAUGGAACCCCUGUUCGCAUUAAAGUUAACAGUUAUAUCACACGUCUUGAUGACACUGGAGGACCCAACUUUGGCCAACAGUUGUACUUUUGCUACAGAAAUAAACCAGUUGUAUAUCACAAUACAGAAAAUCUGUGUGUUUUUUUAAAUGAACCAAUCAAUACUCUAAAGUUAUAUGGGAAUGUCACUCAACUGACUGAAUGUGAGGUCUACAAAGUCAACCAAACCCUUCAGGUCAGUUUCAAAGAGAAGCCAUGGAGGAAUAUUCUUUGGACACCUAAACGAAGAGACGAGCUCAUGGAAUUGAUCAGGAAUUAUAAACCCCUGAUGAAGUCUGUGAGUCGGGUCAGAAUUCUAAUGAUCGGUCCUGUAGGUGCUGGAAAAUCCAGUUUCUUCAACUCCAUCAACUCCGUCUUCAUGGGUCACGUGACCAGCAAAGCCAUGUCAGGAUCUGCCGGCACUAGUCUCACCACACAGUUUCGCACAUAUCCAGUGAAAGACGGUCGUGAGAGAAAGCCGUUGCCAUUUGUGUUGUGUGACACCAUGGGACUCGAGGAGCAAUCAGGUGCUGGACUGAAUACUGAUGACAUCAGCAGCAUUCUUCAAGGUCUCAUACCAGACCGCUAUAAAUUCAACCCCAAAUCACCAUUUCAACCGGAUGAGCAAAAGGCCUCCAGACCUGCAUCUCUGCAGGAGAAGAUCCACUGUGUGGUGUAUGUGAUCGACGCCACCAAAAUCUCCCUCAUGUCUGACCAACUAGAGGAAAAACUCAGUUCUGUACGUAGUCAAUUGAACUCAGAGGCGAUUCCUCAGAUGGUCUUGAUGACGAAAGUAGAUGAAACAUGUCCUCAUGUGCAGAAUGACCUUGAAAAUAUUUAUGCCAGUUCCUACAUCAAGACGAAGAUGCAGGAGGUGAGCUCUCGGUUGGGUGUGCCGGUGUCUUGUGUGUUACCGGUGAAGAACUACAGUCAGGAGCUGGAGCUGGAGCUAAAAUGUGACGUCCUGCUUCUCAAUGCUAUACAGCAGAUGCUUCGCCUUGCAGACGACUAUUUUGAUGAUAUUGAUACCAUUUAGG
Messenger RNA from Pimephales promelas (fathead minnow), 1546 nucleotides. RefSeq names its product interferon-induced protein 44-like. Lineage: Eukaryota; Metazoa; Chordata; Actinopteri; Cypriniformes; Leuciscidae. Gene Ontology annotation, molecular function: GTP binding. Gene Ontology annotation, biological process: immune response. The record is from RefSeq and is a predicted model, not a curated record.